AUGAAGGCCGUCAAGACCAAAGCCACAAUCGGUGUGCUGUCCACCAUCAUCUCUUACAUGUCCCUGAACAGUAUCUAUCGAGCAAGACACCCCGAAGCAUUCAUCUGGCAAGAUGAAGACCGAGAAGAGGCGACCUGGAUGGCAACCUCCAAGUAUUGGUUGGACCGCAAGGCAUGCCGUUGGCUCGGAGUGUGUGGGGGUUUGCACAUCCACCUGACCAACGAAAUGGACGAUUUCGGUCAUAUGCCCAUGAUUAAGCAGAAGCAACAAAAAUCAGUCGGUUCGGAGCCAGACUGGGACUGGCAAACCGCAUGGACUGAAGGCAAACAUCGACCAGAGGACUGGACCGAUGACGAGCGAGUUCUCCGAGAGAUUCCAGCCUAUGUGCUCGAGUAUGCCCCACUGGUUCAUCUCUAUUCUGGAGAACAGUUUUGGCCGUGUGACAUUGCGGAGCACCUAUAUCACAUCACACCCGCCCUCAACUACACCCCCGUCGCAGCCGAGGACAGCCAUCCUACCUUGGAGAGCUUGGACAAGCUCAACCGGUGGCAGAAAGGUCGGUGGGUUUUCUUGACCAGUGACGACAAUGUUGAAGAACGACCCGAGUGGCUCGCCGGGGAGAAGAACAUCCCCAACAACCCAGUCAAUCCGGAUGACCCUUUUCUGGAUAAUGAUGGCUGGGUGCAUCACCCGGGUCGGACAUACCUGCAAGGGGUCAAGGAUGCAUUGGCGGAUUUGAAGGACUGGUUUGCCCCGGAGCUGAACGAUGAGCAAGUAACCAAGGACUUCCGGACCACCCGCUUUGGCAAGACCAACAAUGCUGAAGCCGUCUCCAAGAUGCACUCGGAGCUGAAGCGCUCCGAGGGCGUUGGCAGGAUCCGUGGCGGGCGGAGUGACGCACCGGCCGUCUUGAUCACGGUCAACAAAGGUCAUGGCAUCGUGGAUGCGUUUUGGUUCUUCUUCUACAGCUUCAACUUGGGCAAUGUGGUCCUCAACGUUCGGUUUGGAAACCACGUCGGUGAUUGGGAACACACGGCGAUCCGCUUCCAACACGGCGAGCCCAAAGCCGUCUUCUUCAGUGAGCACAACUUUGGCUCCGCCUACAGCUACGAGGCGGUUGAAAAGCUGGGGAAGCGACCGGUGAUCUACUCGGCGUAUGGAACCCACGCCAUGUACGCCACACCAGCCACGCACCCUUAUAUUCUACCAUGGGGGAUACUCCAUGAUCUCACGGACCGCGGCCCGCUUUGGGACCCGGCCCUGAACUCGCAUGCUUACACAUACGACCACGUGAACGACAAGCUGCGAUCAUCCAACGUCACCCCCGAAGCACCCACUGAGUGGUUUGACUUUGCCGGACACUGGGGUGACAAGUUUUACCCAUUGAAUGAUAGACGACAAUAUCGGUUUGCGGGACAAUACCACUAUGUGAAUGGACCUCUUGGACCCAAGUUCAAGGAAUUAGACCGGAAGAAGAUAUGCCCUGGGCCGGACUCGGCGCCGUGCGUGAUCAAGAACUGGCUAUCUGGAUCUGAGAAGAUUGGACGGAUUCACGUGUCGAAUGAAGAAGGGGAAGAUGUUUUGUGA
This is a messenger RNA of Exophiala bonariae, 1587 nucleotides long. RefSeq lists its product as uncharacterized. The transcript has a single exon. The coding region runs from base 1 to 1587 and encodes 528 amino acids. Lineage: Eukaryota; Fungi; Ascomycota; Eurotiomycetes; Chaetothyriales; Herpotrichiellaceae. The record is from RefSeq and is a predicted model, not a curated record.